AUGAAUCGAGUAUUUCAUCUGUAUGUUGAUUCUUUUGUUAUUGUCUUCAUCGAUGAUAUUUUGAUAUAUUCUCGGAGUGUGGAUGAACAUGAAAAGCAUUUAAGAAUUGUGUUACAGAUUUUACGGGAAAAACAACUCUUUGCUAAGUUCAGUAAAUGUGAGUUUUGGCUUGAUAAAGUUGUCUUUUUGGGGCAUGUAGUAUCUGGGGAUGGUAUUUAUGUUGAUCUAUCAAAAGUGGAAGCAGUGGUGAAAUGGGAAAGGCAUACCAAUGUGACAGAAGUCAGAAGUUUUCUGAGAUUAGCAGGUUAUUACCGGAGGUUCAUCCAAGGAUUUUCUAGUAUCGCAUUGCCAUUGACAAAGUUGACCCGGAAAGAAGUAAAGUUUGUGUGGGGUGAGGAAUGCCAAAGAAGUUUUGAAGAAUUGAAGAAAAAAUUAACGUCAGCCCCAGUGUUAACUAUUCCGUGUGGUGGUGAAGGUUUUGUGAUUUACACUGAUGCUUCACAUUAG
Molecule: messenger RNA, 507 nt
Organism: Cornus florida
Lineage: Eukaryota; Viridiplantae; Streptophyta; Magnoliopsida; Cornales; Cornaceae
Exons: 1
Coding region: 1-507 (168 amino acids)
Source: RefSeq, a predicted model, not a curated record